Messenger RNA from Lineus longissimus, 2183 nucleotides. RefSeq lists its product as uncharacterized. Lineage: Eukaryota; Metazoa; Nemertea; Pilidiophora; Heteronemertea; Lineidae. Bases 1 to 819 code for a protein of 272 amino acids. The record is from RefSeq and is a predicted model, not a curated record. The transcript is spliced from 5 exons. Gene Ontology annotation, biological process: CENP-A containing chromatin assembly; chromosome segregation. Gene Ontology annotation, cellular component: nucleus; chromosome, centromeric region; chromatin.
AUGGCGGCAAAUGAUCAGAAUCGAAGUUUGACAACCACUGAAAAAUCGACCAGUGUGGUGAGUGAUCAGUCCACACUAGACGAAGAAGGACAUCAAGAUAUCCCUUUAGUAUUCCAGUGUAAAGAAUGUCAAGCCAUUGUUGGGGAUUCGCUUUCCUGGGUCUGUGUAGACCGGGAUUUGCGAUCUUUCACCUUGAAAAGUGUUACCGAUGAAGUGGUGAAGUCCCCGAAGAUGCUGACGUCCUGUGAUGAAUAUGACUUGGGAAGUACCUACUACCAGUUGAAAUGUAAGAAGUGUGGCCGGCAGCUUGGCCGGAUGUACACGACCACCCCGAGACAUCUCGACCAGCUGAGGGAUCUCUACACUUUACUGGCAGAGACUGUCUCCAGCUACCAGCUUGGAAGCAGCGAAAGCCCGACUGACGUUGAUGGCUGGAUGGCAACGUUUCCCUCGAUCAGAGACCUGCUGGAGAAGUUACACAAGACACAAACAGUUGUCCUCACCCUGAAUGAACGGAUCAGCGUUCUGGAGGGCUCAGCAGGAAUAUCAACUAGUCAGUACCAGUCAGACAGUGGAUCCUACAUGAACAAGCUCGCUGAAGGCAGUCGCAUGGGCAAUGGGAAGCAUGAGCGCAGAGAAAUGCCAAUAUUCGAACACGGGCGGUUGGAUCUGUCGAAAUCUGAACCAAAAAAUAAUUCACCAAAAGACGAUGGCACUGUUGUGAUGCCACAAGUUGGUAAUAACUCUUCGAAGAGGAAACACAGUAACUCUGAGAUCAAGAAACUGAUGAAUAAGAAGAGUCGCCCUGGUCGUAUCUAGCUAGAGUGGCUGCGGUAGUCUUGGCACUGGUCGUAUCUAGCUAGAGUGGCUGCGGUAGUCUUGGCACUGGUCGUAUCUAGCUAGAGUGGCUGCGGUAGUCUUGGCACUGGUCGUAUCUCGCUAGAGUGGCUGCGGUAGUCUUGGCACUGGUCGUAUCUAGCUAGAGUGGCUGUGGUAGUCUUGGCACUGGUCGUAUCUAGCUAGAGUGGCUGCGCUAGUCUUGGCACUGGUCGUAUCUAGCUGGAGUGGCUGUGGUAGUCUUGGCACUGGUCGUAUCUAGCUAGAGUGGCUGCGUUAGUCUUGGCACUGGUCGUAUCUAGCUAGAGUGGCUGCGCUAGUCUUGGCACUGGUCGUAUCUAGCUAGAGUGGCUGCGGUAGUCUUGACACUGGUCGUAUCUAGCUAGAGUGGCUGCGGUAGUCUUGGCACUGGUCGUAUCUUGCUAGGGUGGCUGCGGUAGUCUUGGCACUGGUGGUAUCUAGCUAGAGUGGCUGCGCUAGUCUUGGCUGAUCCUCUAAGGACUCGUCAAUACUGUGGCAUUUUUUAUAUAAAAACUAUUUUGUUUGAAGAACUAUAGAUGGUAAUAAGGCUGGAUUCAUACAAGUGAAAUGCAAUUCACUUAUGUAUAUGAGUGUUGAGGACAUAAUCAAAACAAUACAAAACUCGUGAACCAUUUAUAUGUUAGAUGGAGAAUGUAGACCAGGCUGUUUCGGUGAAGGGAAACUCGCUAAUCUCUACUGAAAAGGUAGUUUAUAUCACUCACAGAUGGCAGCACUGAACUAUCCCACCUGCCAGCUGACUACUAAUUAUUAGAUAUGGCGCAGUCCCCUGGUAGAUGUGAUACGAUGUCACAGCGAUCCUGAGGGAGUGAACACUGGUGCAACUGUCGAUAUCUCCGGCUGUUUAUUUGUGCAGUUUUUCCCACUUCCAUACUUAUCUGUGACCUUGCGUCACACCACAUACAAAAUGAACCUUUGCUUGGCUUACUGGACGUUCCCAUUGGUUAUAGGCUAAUUAACACACAAAGUCAAAUUGCCUAACUCGGAAAAUAUUAUGAGUUGGGCAUUUCUAUACCAAAAAACCAAGAUGGCGGACAGCAUUAUAAAAGGUUCCUAAUCUUAUCUAACGAAGCUAUUUGCAAUUAUAAAUUCCAGGGGAUGUGUUACUCUGCCAUAAAAUGAUCUCGGAUAAAAUUGCCCAAGUCAGUUAUGUGUUGAAUCAAAGUGCCUAACUCACCUGCUGAUAUUUGUAUCUUUGCCUAAGUCAUGUGCACCUUUUAUGUAACCGCCUUGACUCUCUAUGUUCAUUGUAUCUUAAUUGUCAUAUUAUCAUGUACCAUUUUCCAACAAAAAGUAAAUAAAUAAGU